AAGGGGGAGGGAAGAAGGGAAGGAAUAAGACUUGUGAUUCAUACUGUGUGAGGUAUAACUUAAUCAGGUACUUUCUUAUAUUCCAAACUGUAUUACUGUCUUAUACGAUGCUGUUCAAUGAAUAUUUAUUUCUCACUACUUACAAACAGUGAGAAUUCGCUCAUAUUCAGUGUCAUUACUGUGACACUGAGAAAAUGGGAUUUGUGUGUGUCGUCUUGUCUUCUCACAAUGAAGUUUCUCUGUGCCAAACUUGUUACUAAAUGUCAUUUCACAAAAGGUAUUUGAAAAGGUGAACAUCUCUAUAUUUCAGCCCAAAUGUUCGCUGAUAGAAAAAGAGGAAUGUCAUGGAUAGGGCUAGAGAGGCUUCUUUGCUUUUCACUUGAAGCUCUAGAACAAAGAGCAACUCUUACUGGUCUGAGUGCCUUUAAUUGAUUACUUUAUCAUAUGUAUAGCGUUAUCUCUAAUGCUUACAUAAACAAAUCAUUUUUCAUUGCAGUCAUUUGUUGUUGUUUGCCUCUUUCACAAAUGUGAAUGGAAACUGAACUUCUUGUGCAUUCUUGUUUUGUAUUUAAAUGUCACUUAUGUUAGGAAACAACUGAUCUUUAAAAUAUCCAUGAUAGACUAUGCAUUAGUUUUUACAUACUUCUGGUAACUUGAACUUUAUGCAAAUUGCUGAAUUCAUGAAGCUGAUACUGUUUGAUUUAUUUAGAGUGAAUAAGCAAUGUUUAGGAAAAAGCUUGAAGGUUUAAAGUAAGAAAUGCAUAGAUGGUUGAAAGUGCUGCUAAAUAUCUAAAAAUGCCAAAGUAAUAAACAGAACAAAAAGUGGGAAUACUGCCAUGCAAACAGAUAGUUUGAUUUGAUGUCUUACAGCUGAAAAGAAACACUAUUUCACAUGAAUGUAUUUUCAGCAGUGGGAUAUGAAGGGAUAUUUGCCCCCGUUCUACUUAAGAAUAGAUUUCACUACCUGAUUUCUUCUUAUGAGGCUCCCACUUCAAAGUCAGAUGACCUUAGCACAGGCAGGCAGUAUUCCUGGCGUCACUGUAGUGCUGACAGAACUAGUAAGGAGAUAAUGCACAGUGGUGCAUGCUCAAAGCAUAAAUGCUGAAUGAACAAAUGCACCAAGUAAGGCUUUUGUGUUGGUUCAGAAACAGACGUAUUGAUAUUCUGUAAUACGGAUUUCAGGUGAAGAGUUUGGCCUGGAUGGAGUCCAGUACAAAGUAAAGUCAGUAAAUAAAAGAAGUUUAAAGAAAAGUAACUCUAUUAAUUAAACUUGUUUGGGAUCCGUGAAUUAGAAUUUCAUGUAUUUUUUUUCUUUAAUCACAUAAUAAGGCCCACGAAACUGCGAGAAUUCAGGCAGAAAUCAGAGGGUAUUAAGUCAGUCUUCACGGAGCUCCUGGGCACAAAGCCUAACAAUGUUCUGCUACAGAGAGAACAGUAGAAAAGUUAGAUGGUUGGGCUUCCUAUGCCAUUUUCAGUGAAAUGUGAAGAUGUGAAGCAGGAAAUGAAACUAAUUAAAGGAAGAUUAUUUUCAAGUGCUAGAUGGGAUGGUGGGAGUCAUCUGCCUUCCUAUCUGGUCAGUUAGUCAGCUUCUGGAUUAAAAAAUGAAGGCAAAACCAUUUGCUCUGCACCUGGAUUCUAUUUAACUUAGGUCCUCUGAGUGAAGCACUACUACAAGUCAACAAGAAAGAAUGCUGAAGCUAAGGAAUGAGGAAGAAAAGGCUUUUACCCACAUUGGAUGAAUGGCACGUUCUGUUUAAAGACUGGGACGUAGAAAAUAUAUUUACUUCUGUAUGACUCCACGAUAAUCUUCCAGAGAAUGAUGCUAUAAAGCAAGCUCAAAAUCCAUGAUCUUUGACUUGCUGUGGUCAACAGCAGUAACAAAAACUUCAUUCUGCUGCUAGCAACAUCUGUGAGAAGCCGUCAUUACCACACUUGGCAACAGGAUGUCCGUUCUUAAAGUCUUAUUUUUCAUUCUAUUGGUGGCUGGUGAUUCUCUGAGUCAAGAACCCAACUGCACUGCAGUUGAGGACUUUGGUGACUGCAGUGGUGAUAGUGACGGCUUCUGUCCUGCCAAAGUUCCUUGUCAAUGUAAAAAUGAAAAACCUUUUUGCAGAUGUGAUUACUACAGAGAGGGCUGGAUGGAGUAUUGGUACAUGGGCCCUAAAUGUAACCAGCUUUGGAACACACUGGAUUUAAUACUAGUAUCUGUUCUUCCUGCAGUAGCCCUGGUUUUCUUAGUUGUUGUAAUAUUUCAGUGUGUCUACUGCUGUAAAGGUAAAAAAGCUGGGAAGCAGACAAAUUCUCCGUACCAUGAAGUACACCACAACCCUACAUUUAGUCACGAACUGUCUGGUAACCUGGGAGCUGCUCAGCAGUCACCAAGGGUCACCUGGACUGGACAACUGCCGAAAGCUGUACUGAGAAGACAAGAUUUUGAAGAUCUCCCAGGCCCAAGUCACUUAGAUAAUUCUAGCCCCAGGUAUGCUCAGCCACUGAGGAGACCAGACUAUGUUUCCAGCCAGCAACCUCAGCAAUUCGACAGCUUUGUCUAUCCAGGCAGCAAUAGACCUUAUGGAGGUUAUGCAGAGGACAGGCAGUAUUCGAGAUACUAAUACCCCUUGAUCUGAAGUAUCUCAGAAUGCUGCAUGAUCAAUGAAUGAGCAAUCCAAACGUUGAGAGAUCAGUAAGGCCUUGUGUACCUGGAUGCAGAAAAAAUAGUAACUCGUAGAGAGCACUAAAAGUCAUUCGAAAAGAAGUAUAGAAGAUAAUUAUAAAACAAAACAUAAUUACAAAACUGUUAUCCAAUUUAUUUACUGUAUAAUUUAUGAAAGCUUAUCUUUUUCUGGAUACCUGAUUUAACAGUUAUUACAUACUUAAAUUGUUGCACAUCUAUCUGGACAGAGAUUUUUGUGAUUAACUAUGUUGUGUGCCUGACUGACAAGUGCCUGUUAGAAACAGCUGCCUUUUCUCAGAGGAAACUCAUAGGAAAGAAGAAAGUCUUCCCAAAAAUCCAGUAUAAGAGCUGAUGAAUACACGUGCUAAUUAUCAUUCUUCCUUCAUUGCUGUGGAUUUAAAUCUAUAUUAAAAAAGAAAGGAGAAGCUGCAUUUUUCCUUAUUCCUCAGGAAGGCUUGUCAAAGACAACCUCUGCCAAGUACAGUUUUUCCAUUUGGCUUUCCUGUUCAUUUGUGAUUUUUACUCCACUCUGUAUCGCUCACAAGCUAGUAAGCAAUGGUUCCUAAUACAGUGUUUUUAAAUAAGACCAUGUAUUUCUCUGACUGAAAUGUUGGAGAUUCUUUAGGGCAUUUUAGUGUGUAGAAUUUAUUGUUCCCUGAUAGGCAUUUGGUUUUCUUUUUUUUUUUUUUUUUUUUUUCUCCACCAAAAGAACCUGUAGUUAAGAAAGAAAAGCAACAGAUUUCAUACAAGCUUGAAUCUUUAUUAAAAUCUGCUCCAGAAUCCCAAAGAAUGAGGCAAAAGGGAAGGAAGGUUCUCUUGUCAGGUGUAGCCACCUAGUCCACUGAUACUAGCAGCACUGAAUGAGUGUAACCGAGGCACUUAGGUUCUCAUUUUCUCAAGAUGCAUCAAAUACUGAAAUACUGGCUAAUACAGCAGUGUGAGCCCUGCAGUCCCUUGUUUCUUUUUGUCUUAGUCACCUUGUUGAACCUAACAGCUCAGAUUUUUUUCUUUAAAAAUACAGUCUUUCUUUGUAACAUCUUUUGUGAAUAAUGAAAAUAAAUGAAGCUAUGGAAAAUUGA
Molecule: messenger RNA, 3753 nt
Organism: Tympanuchus pallidicinctus (lesser prairie-chicken)
Lineage: Eukaryota; Metazoa; Chordata; Aves; Galliformes; Phasianidae
Exons: 9
Coding region: 1944-2612 (222 amino acids)
Source: RefSeq, a predicted model, not a curated record